Striga asiatica is the source of this 360-nucleotide messenger RNA. Lineage: Eukaryota; Viridiplantae; Streptophyta; Magnoliopsida; Lamiales; Orobanchaceae. The record is from the annotation of a GenBank genome assembly.
AUGUAUCCCCUAGCGCCAGGACUUCCAAGAGCCAGAUCCGGACUAAGGACUUCGAUGAAACAGCCUUUUAUCACUCUUUUACUUCCUCUUUCAUCACAUCAAUAUAUCGUUAGAAAGAAAGGAAGCAAGGUGGUAAGAGUUAGAACAAGGUAUAAGUGGUAUCGAAACAAGAGAAGGGAGUCCGGAUAUCCUGGCAUCAACAAUCAAUAUAGGACUUACAAGGGUACAGGGGUGAGGCCUCGACGAGCAAAGUACAAGGAAGGCUGCUAUCCAGAGUAUCAAUAUUUUCUGAAAGGACCGGUUGAAGGGUUGGAGGAUUGCUUUGUCCUAUCAUCCAUGGAAUGGAGAGGCCAGCAUUAG